Molecule: messenger RNA, 1431 nt
Organism: Sclerotinia borealis F-4128
Lineage: Eukaryota; Fungi; Ascomycota; Leotiomycetes; Helotiales; Sclerotiniaceae
Source: the annotation of a GenBank genome assembly
AUGAUGGACCAACAACUCACGUCAAGAGGCCAUCCCUUUGCGAAAUAUACCACCACAACACCAUCCAUUCGACCUAGCACGUCUGAAAGUAGAGGCAGUCCUUCCGCAGAGGGUAGCGUUCAGACCUCUCCAAUAAGAGACCGACCCGACCCAUUCUCCACCCCUUCCCCUUCAAGACCCGAAUCGAGCCUCGGAACAUCAUCUUCGGUCGGAAGAUCAUAUGGCACACCAUAUUUCCACUCGCGAAGAGUCAAGAAGGGAGAAGUUGAUCAGCCAUGGAAAGCGAAGAAGGACCCAAAGGAAAGAUGGGUCACGGUCAUCCCAAUCGUUGGCAUAUUGAUUGGACUCGGUAUUGCAGCGUUCUUUGUCUAUGAUGGUGUGCGUUCAGUCACUCAUCAUAAAUACUGUCCAGUCAUGAGUGAUGAUUUCUCAGGUGAUACACUCAAUACCGAUUUCUGGACUCAAGAAGCUGAAGUUGGUGGCUUUGGUAACGGAGAGUUUGAACAGACUACACUUGACGAUGAGAAUGUAUUCAUCCAAGAUGGAAAGCUCAUCAUCAAGCCCACAUUACAAGAUGCAAAACUCAUCGAAGCAAACGCCGUAAUCAAUCUUACAUCUGCCGGAACUUGUUCAUCCGAUAUCGUCAAGAACUGCGUCUCAGUCACCAAUAUCACCGCUGGCACAAUCAUCCAACCUGUUAAGUCAGGAAGAAUCAAUACCAAGAAAGGUGCCACCAUCAAAUAUGGACGUGUUGAAGUAACCGCCAAGUUACCUGCUGGAGAUUGGUUGUGGCCCGCGAUUUGGAUGUUGCCCGUAGACAAUGCUUAUGGAGGAUGGCCCGCAUCUGGCGAAAUUGAUCUUGUGGAAGCCCGAGGAAACAACUACACAUAUGCACAGGGUGGAAACAACAUCGUCACAUCAACUCUCCAUUGGGGACCCGAUUCCGCCAAUGAUGGUUACUGGCGAACAAACGUCAAACGUACCGCUCUCCACACCACCUUCUCAGCCGGUUUCCACACAUAUGGACUUGAGUGGUCCCAAAAGUACCUCUACACCUACAUUGACUCCAAGUUACUACAGGUGCUCUACAACACCUUCAACCAGCCGCUCUGGCAACGUGGACAAUUCCCCAAUUCUGACAUCAACGGAACGAGAAUUACAAAUGUUUGGUCUCAGACCGGUCGUGAUAAUACACCUUUCGAUCAAGAAUUCUACCUUGUUCUCAAUGUCGCGGUCGGUGGUACCAAUGGAUGGUUUGCUGAUGGAAAGAGUGGUAAACCUUGGAUUGAUGCUUCUGUAAGAGCUAAAAAUGAUUUCUGGGAGGCGAGAGAUCAGUGGUAUCCUACUUGGACUGCAAACAAUAAUCAAGGCCAGAUGGAGGUCAGUAAAGUGGAGAUGUGGCAACAAUGUGAUGGGAAUGAGGACCUUUAA